This is a messenger RNA of Aspergillus heteromorphus CBS 117.55, 1844 nucleotides long. RefSeq names its product methionine--tRNA ligase MSM1. Gene Ontology annotation, molecular function: ATP binding; methionine-tRNA ligase activity. The record is from RefSeq and is a predicted model, not a curated record. NCBI's taxonomy places the organism in Eukaryota, Fungi, Ascomycota, Eurotiomycetes, Eurotiales, Aspergillaceae. Gene Ontology annotation, biological process: methionyl-tRNA aminoacylation. The coding region runs from base 9 to 1739 and encodes 576 amino acids. The transcript has 8 exons.
CCGCCCCAAUGGCUAUCUCCCGGGCAGGUUUUCGCUCGGUUUCCUGGGCCGGUCAAUUCUUGGCCUCCAGCCGAGCGUCUUGGAGAUGCGCUCCCUGCAGAACUACUACACGCCCAGCGACGACAAUCCGGCCCCGUCGGUUCGCAACGGCGGCCGCCGACAGCACUUCUAAGAAGCCCUACUAUGUCACGACGCCUAUAUUCUAUGUCAAUGCCGCACCUCAUGUCGGUCACUUGUAUACUAUGGUCCUUGCCGACGUGAUCAAGAGAUGGCGGACUCUCAUCGGAGACAAUGACGCCCAACUACUGACGGGAACGGAUGAGCAUGGCAUGAAGAUCCAGCAGGCCGCCCUUGCUGCGGAGAUGGAUACACAGGCCUUCUGCGACCAAAACUAUAAGACGUUCGAGGCUCUCGCAAACGCUGCCAACAUGGACUACAACUACUUUAUACGAACCACGGAGCCUGCGCAUAAGGAAGCUGUUCAGUACUUUUGGGAGAUGCUCAGUCACCGGGGCUACAUCUACACCGCGAAACAUGAAGGAUGGUACUCUGUUAGCGAUGAGACAUUCUACCCUCAGACGCAAGUGCAGAAGUCGUUGGACCCAGAGACAGGGCACACAAAAAUGGUCUCCAUCGAGACUGGAAAAGAGGUAGAAUGGUCCUCGGAAACCAACUAUCACUUCCGUUUGUCUGCCUUCCAAGAACGUCUGCUCGAUCUGUACAAAACAGGGUUCAUUACACCUUCAAUCUAUGGGACAAAUGUUUUCAAUUCUGUCUCCGAGGGUCUUUCAGAUCUGUCGAUCUCCAGGCCCACAGAAAGGCUCAGCUGGGGCAUCCCCGUUCCCGGCGACAACACGCAGACUGUCUACGUUUGGCUAGAUGCCCUGGUCAACUACUUGACCAAGGCAGGCUACCCGUUCGCUCCCGGUCAGGGAUCCAGCCUGGGAUGGCCGGCAGAUGUACACGUUGUGGGUAAAGAUAUUGUUCGCUUCCACUCCGUAUACUGGCCCGCCUUUCUCAUGGCUCUUGACCUUCCCGUUCCUCGUAAUGUUCUUGUUCAUGGACACUGGACUAUUAAUCGUGAGAAGAUGUCCAAGUCUACGGGGAAUGUGGUCAACCCGUUCUUUGCCAUCAAUCGUUUCGGAGUCGACUCGAUGCGCUUCUUCCUCAUUUAUCAAGGCGCUUUGGUGGGAGAUGCCGACUACGACAACGCUUACAUCAUCCGCGAUUACCAGAAAUUGCUGCAGAAGGGACUAGGAAACCUGGCUCAUCGGGCGAUCGGUUGUGCCAAGGGUAAUCUUCGGUCGUAUAUCGAGAACGGCACAAGCGGCAGGCUCCCAGCAGCGACAUUGGCUGAUGAGGAGUACGAAGCGAUGCUGAAGGAGGUGCCCAACAAGGUUGCAGAGCUGAUGGAUAAUCUGAACCCUCGUGCUGCUCUGCAAGAAAUCACCUCACUGGUAGAUCAGACCAACAAGUAUUUCCAUCACGCGGAGCCUUGGAAGAAUCCGAUCGACCGUCAGCGAUCCCUCUACAACGUUGCCGAGUCGCUCCGGAUUGCCAGCAUUCUCCUGCAGCCGGUCAUGCCCACCAAGGCUAACGAGCUUCUGGACAUGUUGCAGGUAGACAAAACCGAUCCGGCCAAAAGGAAGUUCGCGGCGGCGAGGUAUGGGUCUGAUUUAGACUACGGAGCGAAUGCUAAAAAGAGCGUCCUGUUCCCCCCUCUUAUCGUGGAAAGUUAAUAUAGCCGCCUUUCGAUUUGAUAACAGGAAAGGGCCGGAAUCCAAUCAUGGAAGCCAGAUUGGCCGUUCGGUCAGGCAGGCGAUGGGCACGGUCUCCGCACGGAG